CACUAAACAUGCAACCUAGAGAAUUAUUAAUUGUUAUAGGUCCUGUUGGAUCAGGGAAGACGUCUUUACUAAUGUCAUUGUUAAAAGAGAUUCCAAUUACUUCUGGUGAAGUAUCUGUAAAAGGAAAGAUUGCUUACGCUUCUCAAGAAGCUUGGGUGUUCAACGCAACUAUCAGAGAAAAUAUCUUGUUUGGAGAAGAAUAUCAAGAAGACAAAUAUAGAAAAAUCUUGCAUAUAACGGCACUAGAAAAGGAUAUUAGCUUAUUUCCUAAAAGAGAUCUGACUAUUGUAGGAGAAAGAGGAGUUAUAAUGAGCGGUGGGCAGAAGGCAAGAAUUAAUCUAGCGAGAGCGCUAUAUGUGGAUGCCGAUAUUUUCCUCCUGGAUGAUCCACUGAGUGCUGUUGAUGUUCCAGUGGCAAAACAUAUCUUCGAAAAGUGUAUAAUGCAAUAUUUGAAAGACAAGAUUUGCAUUCUAGUUACGCAUCAAAUUCAAUUUUUAAACCCUGCAUGCAAAAUAUUAGUGUUAAAGAAGGGCAAAUGUGAAUUCAUUGGAAAUUUUAAACAAUUGGAAAAUUUACAAAUGAAUACAGGAAUAUUACUAAAGGAAAAAGUCUCUGAAAACAGCAUUAAUUUAGAGAGUGCGGGUUUUUACGAUGAUGAUGAUAAAAUUGGAAGUUAUCAAUGUGAUACGAAUGAUGAAAUUGAAGACAGAAACAAGAGUAAUGAGAAUGGAAUUUAA
Centruroides sculpturatus (bark scorpion) is the source of this 737-nucleotide messenger RNA. RefSeq names its product multidrug resistance-associated protein 4-like. The record is from RefSeq and is a predicted model, not a curated record. Lineage: Eukaryota; Metazoa; Arthropoda; Arachnida; Scorpiones; Buthidae. The transcript has 7 exons. Gene Ontology annotation, molecular function: ATP hydrolysis activity; ATP binding; ATPase-coupled transmembrane transporter activity. The coding region runs from base 9 to 737 and encodes 242 amino acids. Gene Ontology annotation, biological process: transmembrane transport. Gene Ontology annotation, cellular component: membrane.